AUCUUGCUGGUGUCACUCGACAAGGAGGAAUUCCUUGACAGCAUGUACAAGACCCUCUUCAAGAAGCUCCGAACCAAAGCGAAUGUCUCCAGUGUCGAGACAAGCUCCGCCACGGAGUCGGCUCUUGCUGCACGGAAAUACGCAGCAGUUCUUCUAACAGACGGAGGACUGGCGCAGCCCAAACACAGGCGCACUGCGCAAAGCCUUGCAGAGUACGCCCGCACUGGCGGCACGGUGAUCGCUGGACUGCACUGGGCAACUUUCACGAACCUUUCUUAUAACAACGAGUUCUGGAGGGACGCAUGGGGGUUGCCGUGGAAAGCCGGCUCGUACCACCGAACCACGUUUGCGCUCAAUUUCUCUUCGACAGCAGCACAGGUGCGAGACUGCUACACGGUUUCGAGAGGGUUCAGCAUGAAGGCGCUACACCUUAAGGGGAUCAGGCCGGAGGAAGGGAUGUACUAUCCAAGUGACGAUGCCCGGCUUCAGUCGCUAGUCUUCCCUGCGGAGCCCAUUCAAGAUCACGAUGAGUCGCCUGUGGUA
Messenger RNA from Gloeophyllum trabeum ATCC 11539, 543 nucleotides. RefSeq lists its product as uncharacterized. The annotation marks the transcript as partial. The record is from RefSeq and is a predicted model, not a curated record. The transcript has a single exon. Lineage: Eukaryota; Fungi; Basidiomycota; Agaricomycetes; Gloeophyllales; Gloeophyllaceae.